Messenger RNA from Fraxinus pennsylvanica, 363 nucleotides. Lineage: Eukaryota; Viridiplantae; Streptophyta; Magnoliopsida; Lamiales; Oleaceae. The record is from the annotation of a GenBank genome assembly.
AUGUCUGCAAUAGUGUGCGGGAAGAAAUCUUUCUUCGAAGAGAUACUAACAAUGUCAUCGCCGGUGUCGGGGUCACCGCUGGUUUCCAAGAAACGUUGCUACACAUCCGCCACCUCCCUAGUUCGAUUCUCCUACUCGCCACCGAUGAGUCUUAUUGAUCAACUCAAUGCUUUGUUUCCUGAUAUGGACAGUGAGCUUCUUGAGAAAGUUUUGGAAGAAUCUGGCAAUAAUUUAGAUGCUGCUAUCAAGAGCCUGCUAGGCCUUUGUGUUGGAUAUGUAGAAGGUGCAGAGAACAACUCGAUUGUGGAGGGGGAGGAGAGGAGGGAGAAGGGGAGGCGACGGGAAUGGUGGAGACGAAAUUGA